AUGGGUUCUCUGUUUUUGUUAAUUGGUAUUUUGCCUCUGGCAUUGGCUGGCCAUGAUUAUAGGCAGGCUCUUAGCAAGAGCAUUCUCUUCUUCGAAGCUCAGAGAUCUGGUUACUUGCCCAGAAAUCAAAGAGUCCAAUGGAGGGGUCAUUCCGGUCUCAAUGAUGGCAAAAUUAGUGGGGUAGAUCUUGUGGGAGGAUAUUAUGAUGCAGGGGACAAUGUGAAAUUUGGGCUGCCAAUGGCAUUCACCAUAACCAUGAUGUCUUGGAGUGUAAUAGAGUACGGAAAGCAAAUGGCAUCUAGUGGUGAACUUGGACAUGCCAUUGCUGCUGUUAAGUGGGGCACUGAUUAUCUCAUCAAAGCCCACCCUCAACCUUAUGUACUUUAUGGAGAGGUUGGCGAUGGAAAUACGGACCAUUACUGCUGGCAACGGCCGGAGGACAUGACCACUUCUAGGGCUGCUUACAGAAUUGACCCAAGCCACCCUGGAUCCGACCUCGCCGGCGAGACUGCUGCAGCCAUGGCUGCCGCCUCCAUUGUCUUCCGCCGCUACAAUCCUUCGUAUUCGGCGGAGCUUCUCAAACAUGCCUACCAGCUGUUCGAUUUUGCAGACAAAUACAGGGGAAAAUAUGACAGUAGCAUCACAGUGGCUCAAAAGUACUAUCGAUCUGUCAGUGGAUACGCCGAUGAAUUGCUGUGGGCAGCUGCAUGGUUGUACAAAGCAACAAAUAAUAAGUACUACUUAAACUACCUAGGGAACAAUGGCAAUUCCCUUGGAGGUGCAGGGUGGGCCAUGACUGAGUUCGGUUGGGAUGUUAAAUAUGCUGGGGUCCAGACCCUAGUCGCCAAGUUCCUGAUGCAAGGCAAAGCAGGUCAUAAUACAGCAAUCUUUAGAAAAUACCAAGAAAAGGCCGAGUUUUUCAUGUGUGCGUGCCUCGGAAAGGGAACGCGCAACGUUCAGAGGACUCCCGGAGGCCUCAUUUUUCGACAGAGAUGGAACAAUAUGCAAUUUGUCACAAGUGCCUCAUUCCUUCUCACGGUGUACUCUGAUUAUUUGUCCUCUGCUGGCAAGUUCCUCAGGUGUGCUUCGGGCAAUGUGGCUCCAUCCGAACUUCUCUCGUUCGCUAAAUCUCAGGUGGACUAUAUUCUUGGAGAUAAUCCAAGAGCCACGAGUUAUAUGGUGGGAUAUGGAAACAAUUUUCCGAGAAAAGUUCACCACAGAGCAGCAUCUAUUGUCUCCGUUAAGCAUAACCCUUCGUUUGUGAGUUGCCGAGGUGGUUAUGCCACAUGGUUUAGCCGUAAGGCAAGCGACCCCAAUCUGCUUACCGGUGCACUUGUUGGUGGACCGGAUGCCUAUGACAACUUUGCUGAUCAAAGAGACAACUACGAGCAAACAGAGCCUGCUACUUACAACAAUGCACCCCUUCUUGGUACAUUGGCACGAUUACACGGUGGUAACAGAGGAUACAAUCAACUUCUUCCAGUGGAGCUUCCCUCACUUAAACCGAUUGCUAGUCAACCAAAGCAUGCUCCAAAACCUGGGACAAAUCCAGCUCCAGCUUCAUCUGCCACUGCCAAUCCAAUUUCCAUUGUUCAGAAGGUGACAACUUCAUGGAUUUCCAAAGGAAAAACUUACUACAGAUACUCUACAAAAGUGACAAACAAAUCUUCGAAGACUCUUAAGAAUAUAAAGCUCUCAAUAUCCAAGCUCUAUGGUCCUCUAUGGGGUCUCACGAAGUCUGGGGAUUUCUAUUUCUUUCCAGCAUGGAUUAAAUCUUUAGCAGCUGGUAAAACUGUCGAGUUUGUGUAUAUCCACUCGAGUUCUCCUGCAGAGGUCUCGGUAUCAAGCUAUGCUCUCGUCUAA
This is a messenger RNA of Fraxinus pennsylvanica, 1863 nucleotides long. NCBI's taxonomy places the organism in Eukaryota, Viridiplantae, Streptophyta, Magnoliopsida, Lamiales, Oleaceae. The record is from the annotation of a GenBank genome assembly.